Molecule: messenger RNA, 2048 nt
Organism: Eriocheir sinensis (Chinese mitten crab)
Lineage: Eukaryota; Metazoa; Arthropoda; Malacostraca; Decapoda; Varunidae
Gene: UbcE2M
Product: NEDD8-conjugating enzyme Ubc12-like
Exons: 5
Coding region: 144-692 (182 amino acids)
Source: RefSeq, a predicted model, not a curated record
AUCUUCCCCGUGCAGGCAACCCUCGGCCUCGGCAGAAGCAAAACAAUCGGGCUCGGGAGACACAACUGAAGUCAAUGAAGACUUCAUAGCAAAAGUAUUCCAUUAAACUUUAAUUGUAAGAUAAUUUACGAGGGAUAUUCACUAUGAUUAAGUUGUUUUCUAUGAAAAACCAGAAAAAGGAUGGCAGCGACGCUCCAAAACAAGGAACUCAGAAGCGUGCCUCAGCAGCCCAGCUGAGAAUCACCAAAGAUAUCAAUGAGCUGACUCUGCCCAAGACUUGUGACACUGAGUUCCCGGACCCCGAUGACCUCCUCACCUUCAAGCUGAUCAUUUGUCCUGAUGAGGGCUUUUACCGAGGAGGCCGUUUCAUCUUCAGCUUCAAGGUCGGCCCAAACUACCCACAUGAACCACCCAAAGUAAAAUGUGAAACAAUGGUGUACCAUCCAAAUAUUGACCUGGAGGGGAAUGUUUGUCUCAACAUCUUAAGGGAAGAUUGGAAACCAGUCCUAACCAUCAAUUCAAUAGUUUAUGGACUUCAGUAUCUGUUUCUGGAACCCAACCCAGAGGACCCAUUAAACAAAGAAGCAGCUGAAGUUUUGCAGAAUAACAGAAGAUUAUUUGAGCAGAAUGUGGUGAAGAGCAUGAAGGGUGGCUACAUUGGCAAUGUAUACUUUGAAAGAUGUCUCAAAUGAGACUAAAAUGUCAUUUCUAUCUGAGAUCACAAUUUUUUUAUAAUUUCCUCAGAUGGUACUGUCAAGUUAAUCAGCUAUAUGGCCUUUUCCUGUUUUCUCUCCAUGGUUAUCCUGCAGAUGGUUCCUCAUUAUCCCUAUGUAUGACUAUUUAUUAUUACAUAGCUAAUUGUAAUCUGGGUGACAAAAUCCAAAUUAAUUGUCUGCUCAAAACGGACAUAAACAAAGCAUUGUUUGCUCUCACAUAACUAUUUGUACUUUGUAAUUACCAUACAAAAUAAUGUGGAAAAUGUUUAUUCGUGCUUCUUUUCAUGAACAACAUAAAGAAGGCUACAGCUGUGAUUAACUCCACAUAUGUGUGUAGCAGAAGGUUCACAACUGUUGUGUUGAAUCAUUAAUUUUAUGAGUUACAUUUUUUUAUGUGCUUUGCACUGUGAGUUCAUUCCACUGCCCCAUUAAUGCUGCUAAUUGGAUGUAGAACAUAAUGCAUUAUAGCCUCAUCUCUGGCAGAGAGAUCUUGGAGCUUUACUUUUUAAAUUCAGUGUAGCCAAACAGGAAACUAUUGAGCUAUAGUAAUAAAGUUCUUUUAGGGGUGCUUAAUGUUUUGCUAUCAGAAAUAUUGUGCUGUAGGUUGUGUCCUUGGCAAAAAGUAAACAUAACUUUUUUUUGUUUGUUUUGUCUGAGGGAAAUGAGCAAUGGUAAAAAUAUUGAACAAGUACUCAAUCUUUCUUAAAUGUAAAGUUUUUACUUUCCUCAUAACCUUCUACACAGUUUCAAAGGAGGAUUACCCCUAAGAAAGACUAGCCUAGGUUAACCGUAAUUGAGUCAAUGCAAGGGCAGUUGCUGUCCUGAAGACCAUCUGUCAACCCGGACUUUAGAUUAACUCUAAAGAGAAUCAAGAAUGAACUCCAGGGUACAGCAUGACCCAAGCAAGAAGGCACCACAAUAAACACUUGCCUGUGUCAUAGCAGGCUGGGGCUGACCACCGGGACUCGUCAAGAAAGCCAUAGGCUAAACGAAAAAAAAUGCAGUGGAAAAGUCCAUGAUCCAAGACUUUACCUGUUAAGUCACUUAAGAAAAUGUAUGUACAUAUGCAGCAUUGUACAGAGCUUUUUUAACAUUUUAGUGAAAUCAAUACCUCCAUGAUGUUGGAAAUAUUAUCUGCUACAUACUACUAAGUGCUGAACUCUGUAUCACUCGUUGCUACAAUAAUGACUCAAACACUGAAGAACUGACGCGCACCAAGGGAAGCAAGCUUUUUGCUAAGAGUAUACAUAAAUAAAUGCCAGCAUGAGAGGUUUCAUAUUCAUUAUCCUCACUGUGCAGACUUAUCAAAGCACAAAUAAAAAUGAACCAGAA